Aedes albopictus (Asian tiger mosquito) is the source of this 507-nucleotide messenger RNA. RefSeq names its product non-specific lipid-transfer protein-like 1. The transcript is spliced from 2 exons. The record is from RefSeq and is a predicted model, not a curated record. Bases 72 to 389 code for a protein of 105 amino acids. NCBI's taxonomy places the organism in Eukaryota, Metazoa, Arthropoda, Insecta, Diptera, Culicidae. Gene Ontology annotation, cellular component: cytosol.
GGUCUGAAUGUCACUUACCUUUCAGUUUUCUUCAGAUCAACGUCAGGUGCCAAACGGUAGCUUUUUUCAUCAUGAAGUGCGACGCCGUCAUUGAAAGAAUCAAGGCCCGUGUUGCCGGAAUCGACGCCAGCGGACCCCGCAAGGUUUUGGGAGUGUUCCAGCUGAACAUCGAAGCUGCCGAUGGAGUUCAUGAGCUUGUUGUUGAUCUGAAGGGUCUGAAGGUAUACGAGGGCAAAGAAUCUGGAGCCGAUGUGGUCAUCAACAUGAAGGAUGAAGACUUUAUUGCCGUCGGUACCAAGGCCAUUUCUGUGCACGAUGCUGUCGAACAGGGCAAGGUCAAGAUGACUGGUGACGAAGCUCUCUUCCAGGCUCUUGUUGAUGCUAUCUAAACAGUAUAGUAUGGAUCUUUGAUUUCUUGAUGUGCGAAAAAUGGCGUGACUGAUAUUAUGUUUAAUGGCUACUGGAAUAAUGACUUACUUUAAUAAAUAGUUUUAUUUGCAAGGGAAA